This is a messenger RNA of Coffea arabica (coffee), 3383 nucleotides long. RefSeq names its product poly(A)-specific ribonuclease PARN. NCBI's taxonomy places the organism in Eukaryota, Viridiplantae, Streptophyta, Magnoliopsida, Gentianales, Rubiaceae. Gene Ontology annotation, molecular function: RNA binding; 3'-5'-RNA exonuclease activity. The record is from RefSeq and is a predicted model, not a curated record.
AUUCAGCACUUCACAUAAAAUCAGGGCUUUACUCCAAAUGCCCUCAAAGGCGGGCUUUUUUGGCCCGAUACAAUGUUGAGCCUUGAAGUCUAAAUCAGUUUAAAUGCUCUUGCCUCCAUUGUCCGGUGUCAACCAACCGUCAAAACAGUCCACAGAGCAAGAGAGCAGUGGUUGGAGUAUCAGGAGAACUAGGAGCAGUUUCGACAUCAACAAAAUCAGAAAAAGAACUCGAUAGUCUGCAAGCAACCUCCCAUUACCAGAUUUACCGACAAUUCACACAGAUGCAGCAUGGAGGAAAACUAGUGGUAAAGCUGGGUUAGGAAUUGUUGCAAGGGGAAGUGCAAAAACAGAAGAGUCGAGAAGUGUGCAAAUGCAGCAUUGGGGGAAGCACUCGCAAUCAGAGAAGCAAUGGUGAGAGCUAAAAGGGAAGAUCGUGAUACAGUCGGACUGUAAAGGCAUCAUAGACAGAAUCAAUGGAGGGAACUAUGAAGAUGCCAUUAUGGGGACGAUCCUGGAGGAUAUUGGAUUUGCCUAAAGAACAGUUUCUCUGAAUGUUAGUAGUACUUCACUUUCAUCAGAAGGCAAUGUAACUCUGUUAGUUGGCUAUAAACUUGAAACGUGACGUUUGCUGGAAGGACUCCAUUCAAGCAGCCCAGGAAGAUUGCAGGGCCGUUGUCUAUUCAUCAUAUUCAUAUUAUGGUUGGUUAUGUGAAAUAGUACAAUUUCUGUCGUUUGGGGAAAAAAAAAGAAUAACAUAAAAUCAAUUAGCCCAAUAAGCUUUGAACACGUAAUGCUCUGCCGCAUCCCCAGUGGUAAAAUAAAUCAUCAGCUAUGAAUAGUAGUAGUAAAUUCUAUGGAACUAAAAUCCCAGUAGUAAGAAUGUUAGUAGUAAUGAAGAAUCUCUUCACGAUUAGGGCUUUUCAUAAAAGCCUAAUCUCUCUCUCCUCAUCAACCCGCCAUUUCUGCUGCUCUUCUUCUUCAUCAGCUUCUACAUUCGCUAUUAAAAAUGUUACAAAAUCCAACUUUGAGUCCGCGCUCAACGACCUCCGGCUCUACGUUAAAGACGCCGACUUUGUCGCCGUCGAUUUGGAAAUGACCGGCGUCACCAGCGCUCCCUGGAGAGAGUCCUUCGAGCUCGACCGCUUUGAUAUUCAGUACCUCAAAGUUAAAGACUCCGCUGAGAAAUUCGCCGCUGUCCAGUUCGGCGUUUGCCCUUUUCGAUGGGAGCCGCACAGACAGUCCUUCGUUGCUCAUCCGCAUAACUUCUACAUAUUUCCGCGCCAAGAAAUUAAGGGGGAUGAUACAUCAUAUGAAUUUCUUUGCCAGACAACCUCUAUCAAUUUCUUGGCUAAAUACCAGUUUGAUUUCAAUUUGUGUAUACGUGAAGGAGUGUCUUAUUUAUCCAGAAGCCAAGAAAAGGAAGCAUUGGGGCGGUUAAAUGCGAGGUACAAGGACCGUCUACUUGAUUCUUCUUCAUGCUGGAGAGAAGGUGUAGACACUAAAUUAGUAAGAGUUGCUGACAUUCUGUUUUCUGAGAGACUCAAGAACAAAAUCGCUGAAUGGCAUGAUGGGUUGUUAGGAGAUAGAAAUGGAGCAUCACAAACUUGGAAGACAUCAAAUGAUUCCAAACAACAAUUAAAAACCAUUUUCUUCAAGAUGCGUCCAGCCCUUGAUCUCACUGGCUUUACAUCUCAUCAACUAAGGUUGAUUCAGUUGGUCGUAAAGAAUCAUUUUGAAGAUCUUGUAUAUGCCUGUGUGGCUGGUGAAAGUUCCUCACAGCAGUUAAUUGUCUACACAGAUUCAGCAAGUGGUAGGGACUUACUUAUGAAAGAAUUGAAGGAUUGCCUUUGCAAAGAAGCAGAAAUGAAGAUCAAAGCUGCUAUUGGAUUUCGACAUGUUAUUGAUCUCCUCUCUUCUGAAAAAAAGUUGAUUGUGGGUCACAAUAGCUUUCUCGAUAUUGCACAUAUAUACCGAAAAUUCAUUGGUCCUCUUCCUUCGACUGCCAAAGAGUAUGUUAUCUCUAUCCAGAAGUUCUUCCCCUACAUAGUAGAUACAAAGGUGCUGCUGAAUGCAAGCACUGUCUGUCAAAAAAUUUCGAAGAAGAGUAGCACUUCAUUAUCGAAAGCAUUUGCCUUACUAUGUCCACAAAUUGCUUCGGGUGUUAAAACCUCUGGUUUGGCUGAUAAACGACUUGUUAAAGUGGAGGUUCAAGUUGAUAAUAAGAGGUCCUUAAACUGGAACUCCGGAGCCAAGCAUGAAGCUGGAUAUGAUGCAUUUAUGACAGGUUGUGUUUUUGCCCAGGCAUGCAGUCACCUUGGUGUUGAUUUCACACUUAAUCCAUCAUCGGUAGAUUUGUCUCACCAUGAGAAGCUUCAGGAGUACAUCAAUCUUCUCUAUCUCAGCUGGAUUAAUGGAGAUAUCAUUGACCUAAAAACUGGGGAACGUAAGACGGACUCUAUUUGUUCUAAAGGCUUCAAAGCCCAUCACUCGAAGAUUUUGUUUUCAAACACAGUUCUGUUGUGGGGAUUUCCGGCUAAGCUCAAGGCAAGUGAGAUUAGAGAAUGUUUUUGUAAAGUUUUUGGUUCAUCUUCUAUUACCUUCAUCUACCACCUGGACAAAACUGCUGUCUUUAUCCAGUUCAGCAAAGAAGAACUGGUAUCAGAUUUUCUGGUAUUGAAGGAAACUUUAGAAAGAAGUAAUGAUCCAAUCUCAGUUUUGCAUCCCCUCUCAAAGGUAUUGCAAGGGGGACGCACUCGUGCUGCCAGUUAUGAGGUUUAUAAACAGAUAUGCAGUUCAACUAUUUCAAAAGUUUUCUUUGCAGAUCAGGCUGAGGCCGUUGGUAUUGAAUGGAACGCCAAAUUGUCAAAACCUGUUUUAGAGGUGGAAAGACAGGUUGACUUUGAGGCCAGUGAAAAUCAGCUUGACACUGAUGCUCGCAAUGAAACAGAGAUAGUCUCUGGGAUAGAUCCUCCACUUUAUAUGCAUAGCCCGACUGAUGAACUGGAUUCUUUGUGCCCCGCUGAAGCUCAGAUGAGCAAAUAAUGUAGGAAAAUCUUAUAUCUGUCCAAGAGGCCUCGUCUGAUGUCUUCUAAUUGAAUUGAUUGGGCUAUAAUCAAGAGAAAGUAUUCAUACUUCAUACGGAACGAUCUCCAUAUAGUUGAUGAAAUUGUUCGCUGAAUCAAUCAGUUAGAUGUAUAGUGUAAGUUGUUAGCUGGUUGAAUCAGUAGAUGUAUAGUAACCCUUGAAACAGACAGUCAAUUUUGUUUAGCUGGGGCCUGGGAGUAUAUCGAAUCAUCUCUUCAUGAUUUCCCUCCCUUUUCACUUAUUCUUAAUCUGCUGUAAUUUUUUCAACAGCCUGAAUCAGACUUUUGUUGUUUUAUAAA